Corythoichthys intestinalis (scribbled pipefish) is the source of this 5600-nucleotide messenger RNA. RefSeq names its product copine IVb (gene cpne4b). Gene Ontology annotation, biological process: cellular response to calcium ion. The coding region runs from base 633 to 2288 and encodes 551 amino acids. Lineage: Eukaryota; Metazoa; Chordata; Actinopteri; Syngnathiformes; Syngnathidae. The record is from RefSeq and is a predicted model, not a curated record. The transcript is spliced from 18 exons. Gene Ontology annotation, molecular function: calcium-dependent phospholipid binding. Gene Ontology annotation, cellular component: plasma membrane.
UCAAGCCGACAGAGGGACUCCACUCCAUGCACUGCUAUUUUGAUUCAUCACUUGCCAUCCUUUCCUCAGCAUCAAAUCUCAUGCUUCCACAAGGACUUGCAGUAAAUAAAACGGAUUGUCAAAAGACCACCGACCGGUCUCAGGUGCGCGGUCAGCGCUUAUUAUAAAACCGCCGAAGCGCAUCCGAGCCAAUCAAAGCGGAGAAGCGUCGACACUCCCACCUGCUCGGCCGCUAGAUGCCGCUGGCAGACCGCGCCCGGAUUCGACUGGGGGUCCUCGGAUGCUGCGCGCCCGGCCCCCCGGAGGAGUCAGAGGAUUACAAACUCCGGUUAAGUGGCGCACCGCCCCCCCUUCUCCUCCCAUUUUUGCUCCGCGCGCAUCCUGGCCAGCGCUCGCCCGCCGGGAAUUGAAAUGCGGCGCUAAGACUCGCUCGUCUGCGCCGUCCUUCCGCGGUUCUGCGGCGUCGUGGCUCGACUGAAAUCGGAAAAGACAGAAGCGUGAGAGAGGACGAGGCGCGAUGGGUCUGGAGACGGAGAGGUAGGCGCCCGGGAUCGGCACGUCAACGGCGAGGGGAAGUUGUUUGCCUGCCUCGGGUCUUCAAGUCCAAGUAGGUGCGUGAUUGCGCAUUGACGAUGAGCAAUAUCUACGAGUCGGCGGAGGCCACGCUGGGCUUCAUCAGCUCGCCGUGUCUGACCAAAGUGGAGCUGAGAGUGGCCUGUCGGGGAAUCUCCGACCGAGAUGCCCUCUCCAAGCCCGACCCUUGCGUGGUUCUCAAGAUGCAAUCUCACGGGCAGUGGUUUGAGGUUGACCGCACUGAGGUGAUCCGCAGCAGUAGCAGCCCGGUUUUCUCCAAGAUUUUUCUUGUGGAUUAUUACUUUGAAGAAGUCCAAAGGCUGCGUUUUGAACUUCACGACAUCAGCUCGGGCAACAAUGGCCUGCGGGAUGCUGACUUUCUCGGGGCUAUGGAGUGCACUUUAGGGCAGAUUGUUUCUCAAAGGAAGCUCACUAAGGCGCUUCUGAAACAAGGAAAUACUGCUGGGAAGUCUUCCAUCAUGGUGACGGCGGAGGAGCUGACGGGUAACGACGACUACGUCGAACUCUCCUUCAGUGCUCGGAAGUUGGACGACAAGGACUUCUUCAGCAAAUCGGACCCUUUCCUGGAGAUUUUUAGAAUAAAUGACGACGGGAGUGAGUCUCUCGUACAUCGAACGGAGACAGUGAUGAACAACUUGAGCCCUGUUUGGAAAUCCUUUAAAGUUUCCUUGAAUACGCUCUGCAGUGGCCAUCAGGAACGGGAGCUCAAGUGCACCGUUUGGGAUUGGGACUCCAAUGGAAAGCAUGAUUUUAUCGGGGAGUUUCAGACAACGUUCAAGGAGAUGAGGGCGGAGCAAGAGGGAAAGCAGUGGGAGUGCAUCAACCCCAAAUACCAGAUGAAAAAGAAAAAUUAUCGAAACUCAGGCGUCGUCUUCCUCAACCACUGUAAGAUCAUCAAAAUGUAUUCAUUCUUGGAUUACAUCAUGGGCGGCUGUCAAAUCCAGUUCACAGUGGCGAUAGACUUCACGGCGUCCAACGGGGAUCCACGAAACAGCUGCUCCCUCCAUUACAUCCACCCCUACCAACCCAACGAGUAUCUGAAAGCUUUAGUGGCCGUGGGGGAGAUCUGCCAAGACUAUGACAGCGAUAAAAUGUUCCCGGCUUUUGGUUUCGGAGCUUUAAUACCGCCUGACUUCAAGGUGUCGCAUGAUUUCGCCGUCAACUUUGAUGAAGACAAUCCGGAAUGCGCCGGAAUCCAAGGUGUGGUUGAGGCCUACCAGAAUUGCCUUCCCAAGAUUCAACUGUACGGGCCUACCAAUAUAGCCCCCAUCAUCCAGAAAGUUGCCUCGUCCGCCUCUGAGGAGAUGCACACCAAAGAGGCAAUGGAAUAUUUCAUCCUCCUCAUCCUCACCGAUGGCGUCAUCACCGACAUGGCCGACACACGGGAAGCCAUCGUGCACGCCUCCCACCUGCCCAUGUCGGUCAUCAUCGUCGGCGUGGGCAACGCAGACUUCACCGACAUGCAGAUCUUAGACGGCGACGACGGCAUUCUGCGCUCCCCCAAGGGCGAGCCCGUCCUGCGCGACAUCGUCCAGUUCGUCCCCUUCAAGGAUUUCAAGCACGCGUCCCCGGCCGCCUUGGCAAAAAGCGUCCUGGCAGAAGUCCCCAACCAGGUGGUGGAUUACUAUAACGCUAAAGGCAUCAAACCCAAGUGCAUGUCGGACUAUGAGACCAGCAGAACCUUCAGUCCCUGACUAUACGCGCUCAUGUAAAUACAGAGACAUUAGCUCAGAGAAAUAGUUUGUGCAGGUGAACCAGUUCGAACAUUGCAUGAUAUUUCUAGAACCAGCAUGCAGACCUCAGCCAUCCCAAAGAAAUGACAUCAUACCUUAUUCAAAUAACUAGCAAGAAGUGCAUACAUUACCAAAAAAAAAAAAAAAAGUCAUGAAUGUACUCCUUAGAACUAGCAUUGUAUUUCUAUUAGCUUCCUGUAUAGCGCUUAGCAUCAAUGCAUGCGUAAGGGAGAGCGGGGUUGGUUGUCGCGCGGGUUGAUUGCGACGCUUGCUGUAACUCGCAAGAUUAGGUAGGGUUAGGGUUUAGAAUCGUGCCAAUAAAAAUAUCUACAUUAGCGAUGUCAUGUUAGCAUGUUUUUGUGAGUACCACUGGAGACUAGGAAGGCUGGCAUUGAGUUAUCAUGCAUCACUGAGCCAUUGACGGUGAAGGAAAAAGUUAAUUUUCUCUUUUUACGGAUUAUUUUAUUCUCUUAUUGAACAGGAGAUGACGACAUACAACUGAGUAACAAAAAGAAAGCAGUGAACGGCUAUGCUAAAUACUGGGGCUGUCAAACGAUUAAAAGUGUUAAUCGAGUUAAUUACAGCUUAAAAAUGAAUUAAUCGCAAUUAAUCGCAAUUCAAACCAUCUUUAAAAUAUGCCAUAUUUUUCAUAAGACACAAGACUGAUAUAUACAUUCAACAUACGGUACAUAAGUACUGUAUUUGUUUAUUAUAACAAUAAAUAAACAAGAUCGCAUUAACACUAACAUUCUGUUAAAGUGAUCCAUGGAUAGAAAGACUUGUAGUUCUUAAAAGAUAAAUGUUAGUAGAAGUUAUAGAAAUUUUGUAUUAAAACUAGGGCUGUCAAACAAAAUUUUUAAUCGAGUUAAUUACAGCUUAAAAAUUAAUUAAUCGUAAUUAAUCGCAAUUCAAACCAUCUAUAAAAUAUGCCGUAUUUUUCUGUAAAUUAUUGUUGGAAUGGAAAGAUAAGGCACAAGAUGGAUAUAUACAUUCAACAUACGGUACAUAAGGACUGUAUUUGUUUAUUAUAACAAUAAAUCAACAAGAUGGCAUUAACAUUAUUAACAUUCUGUUAAAUCGAUCCAUGGAUAGAAAGACUUGUAGUUCUUAAAAGAUAAAUGUUAGUAUAAGUUAUAGAAAUUUUAUAUUAAAACUAGGGCUGUCAAACAAUUAACAUUUUUAAUCGAGUUAAUUACAGCUUAAAAAUUAAUUAAUCGUAAUAAUCGCAAUUAAUCGCAAUUCAAACCAUCUAUAAAAUAUGCCAUAUUUUUCGAUAAUUUUGACAGCCCUAAUUAAAACCCCUCUUAAUGUUUUCGUUUUAAUAAAAUUUGUAAAAUUUUCAAUCAAAAAAUAAACUAGUAGCCCGCCAUUGUUGAUAUCAAUAAUUACACAAUGCUCAUGGGUGCUGAAACCCAUAAAAUCAGUCGCACCCAAGCGCCAGCAGAGGGCGACAAAACUCCAAAAAACACAAGUAACAAGUGGACAUUACACUGUGCUGUCAUUUUAAUCCGUUUGAGCGGGGCAUGUGCGUUAAUUGCAUCAAAUAUUUAAACAUGAUUAAUUAAAAAAUUAAUUACCGCCCGCUAACGCGAUAAUUUUGACAGCCCUAAUAAAUACAUUUGUUAAGGAAAGAAUAAUUAAAAGCUGGCCGGCUAGGACAAACGUCCCAGUGAGCACUAUACUGUACAUGUGUCCUCAAGUAUCGUAAUUUUCGGACAAUAAGACGCUACUUUUCUUUCAUUUUGAAUCCUGCGGCUUAUAGUCCAGUGAGGCUUAUUUGUUGUUCUGUUAAUAGGUUAAUAAUCAUUAGACUGUAAUAAUUAUGACAAGACACUGUCACACACACGCAGUCUUAUAGCACCACUGUCAAAGUGUUACCAAAUACAAUAAUUAGCAAUUAAUGAAACAACUGGAGCAGUAACUGAAGAACUAAUUAGCAGAGAACAUGAAUUUUUCAUUGUUUUUUUACAUCUGUCGAGCUGCAAUGCAUGCUAGAAGGCAUGUUGGACGACAACAGUGUUGACAGCAGGUAGCAUUAGAGGUUGACUGUUUCCCCUCAAGGGAGCAGUGAUGGCCAAAUGAAGCUUCUUGAAGCAAUGAAGCUUUGCAGCCAAUUGGUUCAAAGCUUCAUUUCGUCUUAUGACAGUCGUAUUAUGCCGCUGUCAAAUAAGCUGUUACCGGUUUUUAUCUUUUGGUGUAAAUAUCCCAUAAUACAGUGAGGACAGCUGCGACUUAUAGUCCAGUGUGGCUUAUCUAUGAACAAAUGCUGUUUUCUUGCCAAAUUUAAAGGGUGCAGCUUAUAGUCAGGUGCGCCUUAUAGUGCAAAAAUUAUGGUAGAUCUGCCCCGACCUUUAAAAUCAUACAGUUUAUAUUUGUCGUUAUACCAGGCGGCAGACUAGUGCCCCGACAUGAGAAACAGUGGAAAAACACGAAGUAGCUGUCUUAACUAACCUCAUGACCUUCCCUCAAAAAAGACGCUUUGAAUCUUAUCCGGUACAAAAUGAUAUGAAAUUGAAAGUAGCAAGUGCUAUUAGCAAACAAAUAGGCACAAAUAUCAAUACAGUGGCCAUAAACAUACAAUCCAUUUUGAGUGGGAAGGUAAGCAGCGCAUUAUUUACUUUCGCGGGCCUCACAAAAUGAUGUGGCGGGCCAAAUCUGGGCUGCUAGUUUGACACCAGUUGUGUAGCCUGUCACUCAAUAUCAAAACACAGUAGGUUUCUAUUUAUUAAACUGUUUAAAUGAUACUGUUAAAAAUGAUGAGUCCUAAGCGAUAUGAAUGCUAGCUAGCCUGUUGCUUGCUAGCUUUUUGGUUAGUUUUUAGUGAAAAACACGAGUUAGGCUUGGUUUUCAUUAUUUUCUUUUUUAUUCUAAAUGAGUUUUUGAGUAAAAAUCACGAGUAAAAAUUGGAACAAGCAACCCCGUUCUCCUUCAAUUAGUGAAUCUUGCUGGUUAUCAGAUAAAGUAUUUGUCAUUUCAGUGACAUUACGGGCUGUUUUUUUUUUGUUUUUUUUAACGAUACAAUCGAUUUUGAGGGUUAAAUAACGAUAUAAUUGUAAUAAUUUCUUAAUAAUCUUCCUAAAUUGUAAAGAGUUUUGCAGGGAUAGAUAAGGUGUGUGUUGUAGACGCGAUUUUGUGAACUGUUUUUCCUUGUAAAAUGCAUGUGGAUUAUAAUAAAGGCAUUUCGUUUUUCUCAUUUUGUGACAUUUUCUGUGCGAUUGAUGGCGUAAGACGUCUAAUGCAUUUUGAAUGCGAGGGCUGGCCAUGGCAAUGAUA